AUGGGUCCAGACGCAGCGGGCUCUCUGCCCACUGUCUCAUACAGGAUCAUCGACGACGACAGCUCCCUCCUGCAGCCAGCGGGCGUCCAGUCUGAACAGAGCAGAUCCUAUGGGUUCAAUGAUUACUCUGAUUUUGAACGUCCUGAACACUACAUCCGCUAUAUAGAACCCAUAGAAUCGGAGCUCUCUGUACAAGUAGAGUAUGACAUGGAUGAGCAAGAUCAGGUAUGGCUGGACGCGCUGAACGUGGAGAGAAAGAAGGAUCAGUGCGGACCGAUAUCAUAUGAGGUGUUUGAGAUUAUCAUGGACAAAUUGGAAAAGGAGUGGUUCAACCUGUCCAAACGUAUACCAAAACCCGAUCACUCUCUUCCCGCAGAAGACUCGAAAUGUUCUGUUUGCGAUGAUGGCGAAGGCGAAAACUCCAAUGCCAUUGUCUUUUGCGACGGCUGCAAUCUCGCCGUCCACCAAGACUGUUACGGCGUGCCGUAUAUUCCGGAGGGGCAGUGGUUGUGUCGCAAAUGCACGGUAUCGCCAGAGAAUCCUGUUUCGUGUGUAUUCUGCCCAAACGAGGGAGGGGCUUUCAAACAGACCACGACCGGUCACUGGGCACACCUUCUCUGUGCUAUCUGGAUCCCCGAAACCUCCCUUGGCAACGCCAUCUACAUGGAACCCGUCGAGGGCUUGGAGCACAUACCAAAAUCCCGAUGGAAACUUGUCUGUUCCCUAUGUAAAGAAAAAGUCGGGGCGUGUAUACAGUGCGACAACCGGAAUUGCUUCACUGCCUUUCACCCCACCUGUGCUCGGCAAAUGGGCCUUCUCCAAACGAUGAAGUCGCUCACCACAGACGGCGUACUGAGAGCGUAUUGUCAUAGACAUCUCCCUGUUGAGGAAGCGGAUGUACUGCAGGGGGAUGGGGAAGGUAGGGGUGAAGAGUGGGACGCACGCUCUAAUCUCGAUCAUGUUCUACCUCCCCCGGCAAAAGCUCAAGGCAAGCGUUCGCACAAAAAAGGCGCCUCCAAUAGGUGCAUCAGGACGCCAAAGGCCCCAAUCAUAAUCGCGCCUUUGACAAAGAAAUCAGCUCAGGCUCACUCCAAAUCUUUUCGCCCUGGCCCUCCUGUCAUUCCCAAGAUGAUUGUCAACAGAAUCCUGGAUUAUGUCGGAAAGGUGCAGUUGAGAAAGAAGCCGGCGGUGGUAGAGAUGAUAAGUAGGUACUGGAGUCUAAAGCGGGAGAUGAGAAGAGGGGCGCCGUUGCUGAAGAGAUUGCACUUGGAGCCUUGGACGGCGUCGACUACCGCCAAAACGCAAACUGAAGCGGAAAAGACACUCAAGCUCAAGUUCCUCCAGCUUGUUCGGAACGACCUUGAGAAGGUUCGAAUGCUCGCAGAGCUCGUGCGAAAAAGGGAAAAGGAAAAGCUGCGACAGGUGCAGGUCAUCAAGGAUCUGGUGGACGGGUUCAUCUUCCCCAACGGUGAUAGGAUGAGAGUUACUCUGGAGAAGAUUUCUGCUCUGGACCGCAGAGAACUGUUUCUCAACCCAGUAACGGAAAUAGAGGCGCCGGAUUACUUUAAGAUCAUCAAAGAACCACGCUGCUGGCUCUACAUAGACGACAAGCUGGAACGCAAUCUUUACAUUGAUAUCGCAGAGUUCAAGGCAAAUGUCACGCUCGUCAUGGACAACGCGAUGACCUACAACGGCCCCGACACUCCCUUCUACCGAGCUGCGGAGAAGCUGAAGAAGUCUGCCGAGCCACUUUUGGCAGAGCUGGAUGAUAUCUCUGCUGUCUACCAAGCCGCCUUACCCCCUCGUGCUCUGGAAAGCGUCAACGCAGGAGAAAAGUGGCCGGUGGGAGAUCUAGAGGCGUCGUUGGCAAGACUCUCACCCUUUUUGAACCCCACUCCUGUGCCUUCCCGGCCGGACGCCCCUCAAGACUUGCUCAGCUCCUUAUUUGCCACCGAACUUGCCCCGCCUAAACCUCCCACACCCUCUCCCUCCCCUGCACCGAUAACACGCAAAGGGCCCACGGUUGAAGAACGAAAAGCCAAAUGGCGAGUCCGCGAAGCGGAAGACAGGGAACAAGGUCUGGUCAGAGCCACGAGGAACAGGCAGAAACUGGAGCUGGACUUCGCAAAAGAGGCAGGCUUGGGGCUGGCAUCACCGGGGUCUGGAGUAGCGAAAGAUGGCGAGGGUGAAGCCUUAAUGAUCGGCACUGCCAUAGCGCAGAAUGAGGAGGGAAAGACAGUUCGAAGGAGCACAAGGGGAGGUGAGAUUACCGAGAGCCCCAAGUUUACGCCCAGGAAGAGGGAUAGAAGGCCAAAGGUCAACCACACGCCCGCACCAACAUCAGCUCUCGCCUCUGCUCCUACCACAGCGACCCCAACUGAAGCCGCCCCCCAAUCAGCCACUCGAGCCUCUUCCACCUCUCUCUCCUCCACUCAUCCCGACCUCAAGCCCCUCGCGCGACCCCAACAAGGUGUGGUGGGGCUGGAGGCUAUUCCCAUCAUGUCUGACCGCGAACGCAGAGAACAGGAGCUUGCCUUGGCACUCGAGCUAGAGGGGACUGAUGUGGGCGGUUUGGAUCAGUUCAAGAGAUUCAAUGUAGGAUGGGUAUUGCCGGAAGGGAAGACUCAAGACGUCGAAGAAGUCUCAUCCCAGGCUCAGCCCGCUGCUGGGCCAUCCAAAGUGGUUGAGCCAGCCCCAGCGCCAGCCGACGACGAAAGCGACCUUUCCCCUCCUCCCCCUGCACGAUCGCAAGCGGGCACACCCCAAGCUGGUACGCCCAGGACAACCAGGAAGAGGGGCGGCGUGGUGUAUGUGCCGGACAUGGACCUCGACCCCGAGGAUAUGUUGAGAAGGAGGACAUCGAGACCGAAAGGACAAGGAAAAGGCAAGGAGAAGACGGUGGAGACACCACUGCCAGACCAGGUCGAUAUUCCGCAGGCGGGAGUUGAGGAGGGGGCGGCGUCGAUACACCCGUCCAGGAAGAAGAAGCUUCCCCCGCCUCCGGCAAAGACGAAGAGAAAGGUGAAGGACCCGUUCCCACCAGGAACGCUCGUAUGGGCCAAAGUCUACUCGUUUCCUCAUUUCCCCGCAGAGAUAGUCGACCUUGACGAUCCCGAUGACCGCUCGGAAGUGCCCGACCCCGUGCUCGCUGAAGAAGCUGCGGCCCGCAAGGCUGCAGAACGAAACGAUACACGAGUUUGGCUCGUGAGAUUCUACGAUUCGAGCAGUAGUUAUGGGUGGAUUGCGGAAGACAAGUUGGAUGAUCUGGGGGAGAGUGAUGAAGUGGACGGAAUGUACCUUUCUGGCAAGAUGAACAAAUUCAAAUCGCAACAUAUGAAAAAGAUGUGCAAGAAAGCAUACCGGUAUGUACCUCGUAGAUUGACGUCGUGA
Cryptococcus amylolentus CBS 6039 is the source of this 3390-nucleotide messenger RNA. RefSeq lists its product as hypothetical. The record is from RefSeq and is a predicted model, not a curated record. Gene Ontology annotation, biological process: regulation of transcription by RNA polymerase II. Gene Ontology annotation, molecular function: protein binding. Lineage: Eukaryota; Fungi; Basidiomycota; Tremellomycetes; Tremellales; Cryptococcaceae. Gene Ontology annotation, cellular component: MOZ/MORF histone acetyltransferase complex. The transcript has 16 exons. Bases 1 to 3390 code for a protein of 1129 amino acids.